UACAAUUGGAACUAAUUCAAUAGCAUAUAGUCGCGCCGGCUUGUUCUAAUUAAAGCUGUGAGGUCCCUCGAUGAAGAUGGAACAGUUGGGCUACCCGACAAAAUUCAAAGGCUUUGGGCUUUACAUUCAGCGACGAAAAGUACAAGAUUUCACGGUGUAGAGGAAAAUAUACUACGAUGGCUAUUCAAAAAUAUGAGCGGCAAGACAGAGGAUGCUGAACAUGUUCGACGAUAUCCUCUCACCUGGUCUCUUCUGAGCCAUGUAUUCCCUAAGAUCCCACCGCAAACGCUAGGAAGGUCGCUCGCAUCUCUUCGUUUUGUCUCCGUCCUGCACCAAGCUAUCGGCGACAUCACCACGGCUCAAAAAUCUUCACUCGAAUCGGCAGUUCAGACGAAUGGCGUUACCCCAGAUAAAUCGAAAAAGAGGAAGAGAGACGACGGAUACCCUUCUGAUAUAAACGAGCUCCGCACCCCCCUGGGAUGCAUCAAGUCGGCUACUGAAAUAUUCAAGGCCUUAAGUAGCCUCCUUAACCAGGGAGUGGAUCAUAUAGGCCCUAGCAGUCCGGAACGAAAAGUUGGAGCCGAACAUAUCAAGUCGCUCUUCUCAUCAUCUAACGAAGAAACUAGAGACAUCGUUGCGGGGUUAUUACUGACGUGCGAUCGCUCCCUAAGCGUUCUCGAAAACGGCCUUUCCGGGGAUCAAAAACGAUGGAUUAGAGUUGUCACCACACUUUGGAAUCUCCGCGUUCACAAUAAGGACGACAGCCUUGAGUUUGCCAAAUAUGCAUAUGUACCCGUAUGUUCUAUUCUGGCGAGACUACGUUGUCUUGUCGGGGCAGCGCCUAUAACUGCGGCUAGCGAUGGGACCAAGAGACUUUGGAUUCGGCAGCUUGAGCAAUUUUUGAGUGCAUACUUUGUUCGUCCUGCAAGGCAUACGUUCGCGGCAGACGGAAAUGUUGAGGUACUAGAGACUGCCCUAAAUCUCUCAAAGAGGAACUCGGGUGGCUCUGCCAUCGUAACAUGGGACGUGGCAGCGAGGAUGUCCCGUGAUUCGGGUAGUCCAAAAUCUAAAGCGGAGCACUCAUCAUGGGCACAAAACGUCUUUAUAACCUUGCUCAAAUCUAUUCAGCCUCUAGAGUCUUCUGUUCGAAACCAAGUUAUCAUUCAACUGUUAGAUACUGCUAUCCAGACCAACUCGAUUCCAAACACCGUAGCUUUACAAGCUGUGUGUCGAGAACAUGGACUUGGAACAGACGAAACUGACUGGAAAUUGAUUUCUAAGGCUCUCGCCUGUGAUGCCGAUGUGUUUCUCAUGGAUGAUUCUCUACUAGAAAAUGUUUUCAGUAGAAUAAGUUCCCUUUCAAGUCAUGACCUCAGUACCAGACAAACGGUCGUCAAGGAGGUGGUGCUUCCUUUAGAAGACGCAUUUGCGAAGGCGCGAAACUUCUCAGGCUUUAUCCAGAAAUGGUACGAAUGCCUUAGUAAUAGCGCUGCAGACUCUUUAGGCCAGUCGAUAUGGGUUGACGACGAAAUAAGACAACAUUUAGCUGGUAUCCUACAAAGCGCAUUAACCAGCACACAGUUGCUCCGCGUCCUGGAGCACUUAGAUUCAUCGGAUACUCCCAAUGGGGCACUUCUGGUCAUUCUCGACGGAAUUUCAGCGGGAAUCACGGAAGAAGACUUCGUUACAACCGCGGACUCGAAGAUUUUCUCCGCACUUUUCCAGGAUAAAAUUUAUAAGAACAUUCCGCCUUCGAUUUUAUCAUUAAGAUGGCGUAUUGCUGGCCGGAUGGCUUCUUGGGAAACGUCGGAAGAGGUAGAUCGACUUUGGGUCGAGUUAAAAUCUGCUCUUAAACGCAUCCUAAAGAAGGGCGUUUUAUCUGAUCCAGAGACAUUUGAAGCGUUCAAAUGUUGUCAUAAUAUUUGGUUAGCUAACUACCCAGGAGGCAAGCACCAGGCCGAUCUCGCCAAAAUUACACUCUCGUUCCUUGAGCGGGUCAACUCGAAUAUGAAAAACGACACUAAGCUCUCUGCCUCUCGGCCGUAUAUAGAUUAUGUGUUUCAGUCUUUACCAAGACUGGCUGAUUUGCCAAAAAGAGAAGCGGUUGACCUCAAGGAUCUCAUUGUAGAUAUGUUCUCUCAGACUGAACAGCGUCUCAUAGUCGAGAAGGACACCUUACUUAAUGACGCUUUACGACCCCUUCUGCAAAAUUUCGAUUGCGAAGAUAAUGAAGCGUUAAUCGACGCUCUCAUAUCUAAACCACUUGAUGGCCUUGAUAAUACAGAGAAUGAGUCAGGCUGGACGCAACCGCGGGGCCUUUCGACACUUUCAAUUCUCCUGGAAUUUCCACGUGAAGCCUUAACUAAGGGGCGUCGAAAACGUAUCAUGUCUUCAUGGAAAAAUCGGAGAUCAGAAGUAGCUGACCGUGCAUCACGGGAUUCAUUAUUUGCAGUAACUGUGCUCAGGUUGUUGGUGAAGGUAAUGCAGCAACCAACGUUUUACGAAAAUAUGAGCUUUGAUGAUCUUGUUUAUAUCUCUUCCAAUAUGUGGAAAGAUGACGAGAGGGUCGUUGAGCUACUUGAAAAGCUUAUGGACUUGACACUACGGCAAAUGGUUACUAGCGCCGAUGGACCUUCAUUAACCUACUUGGCUGAGGUGUCAAGCUUUGCGAAGAGCCUUGAGCCGAAGGCGUCAAAAUACACAGCCGCUCAGAUUCUUCUAGUGAAGAGCACACUGUCCGCGCUGCACAGUUCCCCGAACAAGUCAUAUAACUCUAGUAUAGAUGUGGGCGAAGUUGCCCGCAAACUAGAGCAAAUGGUACAAGCCAAUUUGAGCAAGUUUGUGUCUGAGAACAAGAAGAAAGAAUUGGCUGCGGACGAUGAAUCUACUUUGAUAUCACUUUCUAUAAUGUUAAGCGGGGCGACAUGUGUUGCUGAUACUUACGAAGAAAGGCAAAUUGAGCUCACAGAGAAGACAAUCUCCCAAUUAGAAAGUAUAAGUACAUACUUCAUAUCUAAGAAGGUCAAUGUUGGCUGGAAGCUGCGGACAUUCCUUCUUAGAAAUAACCCAGGCCGAUACGAUUUGCGAGAGUUUUUGGGGCAACUGGAGCAAGCAUCUACGACAAUAGAUGAAGAGGCAGUAUUCAAUUUAGUCGAUGCCUUUGUGAAGACUCAAAGCCAGCCCGUAAGGGAUCAGCUGCUUGGCGAAUUAAUUGGUAGUGAGAAGCUGACCAGUGGCGCUAUUGGGCCUGUUCUGGCCGUCAAGAGGCUUGUUGAGCUACGCCAAGGUCCAGCUACCUCAUCAUCCAGUGGUGAACCCCAAUAUACUAUUGACCUUGGCGUAGUCCAUGAGCGACUUGCCUCUAUGCUAAGCCAGGCGGGGACUCUCCGACACUUCCAACAACUGUCUGAGCUUUUAUUACUCCUACUUGAUAAGCACGCCAACUCGAUGACCCAGUUCAAUAUCGAGACAACAUUAAGCAGCGUUGUUCACGUGUGCUCACAGGCAGGUCCUAAUGUUGAAACUCCUAAAGCGGCGGGAGAAAUUUACGAUCAGUUAUACCGAUUAGUAGCUCUCAUACUCAAACGACACCGGCUUCGCCUAAUGGGACAUUUCCCGAUCCUGCUUGCCGCAUUACGAGCACUCCUUGCUACUUUACUGUCCGACCCUAGUUCAGAUGACGCAAAUGAAACAUCCUCACAGGCUCGUCCACCGUGGCUUGGAUCUCACCUGCAGUCGAGACACGCGGAACGAUUCACUCGCCUCCUCACUCUUAUAUGCGAGCCAAGUGCAGCUUCGGUAGCCCGCGCCCGGUCAAGCGAAUUAGAUUCCGCCACAGACAUUGCGAAGCGGAUAGCGGGGCAAGACAUGUUCACCAUACUAGAACUAUACAUCAAACUUCAGCUUGAGGUGAAGGUUCCACGAGAUGUCAGAAAGGCUCUUGAACCUGGCGUGUACUCGAUCCUCGAUAUCACUCCUCAAGGGUGUAGGAGAGUACUUAACGAAUCCUUGGACGCCAAUGGACGUGCCAUCUUCAGAGAGAUGUUUGCGGAUUACAAAAAGUUUGGGAAAUGGACGGGUGUCUAAAUCGAGUCUUUCCCUCCGAAUCCAUACCAUUGGUGUGGGUUCUUCACACCAUCAGCCCGAAUAUAGAUUCAAAUAUCCAAGAGAUGUGCCCGUAGGUGGAGCAAAUUACCGGGAAAUUCCACGGCCACAUAAACUUAUUGGCUUACCCGUAUUAUUGAACUUAUCAGGUAGCCACAUCAUGAGAAUGGCCAUUAUAGUAUAUACCCAGGUAAUCUUAUACUCUUAAGGGUUUAAUCCAGCUUGGAAGUCCUCCCAGUCAACAUCAACAUCCCCGGAUAUGCUAUAAUGAGAGCCUGUUUUCUAAUUUUUUAGUCAUUCAUAAUACGUCUUACAACUUAGGAAUGCGUAACGUCAUUGCUGCAGGCGACGACGGCUCACUUGGCGACGUUGGUCAUAGUCUGGUUACCAACUACGAGACAGGAGAUUUGGGCUAAGACAAGAUGUUGGAAUCUGGUGCAAUGCAGCUUAUCAUUGCGCCAUAGGGGGAUAAGUGGUGG
Molecule: messenger RNA, 4583 nt
Organism: Daldinia caldariorum
Lineage: Eukaryota; Fungi; Ascomycota; Sordariomycetes; Xylariales; Hypoxylaceae
Product: Urb2/Npa2 family-domain-containing protein
Exons: 4
Coding region: 193-4086 (1297 amino acids)
Biological process (GO): ribosome biogenesis
Cellular component (GO): nucleolus
Source: RefSeq, a predicted model, not a curated record